GCAUGCGCACAGGGUAAAGAUGGCGGCGCGUGUGCUGCUCCGCGCCGCAGCCGGCCUCCUUGGCCAGCGCCGCCGCCUGCUCGUCCUCCCGCUGGGCGCGCCGGGGCCGGGAGUCAGGCGGGGCCUGGCGGGGGCGGCCUGGGCCGGGGUGCAGCAGCUGCCCGCUCCAGCCCGGCGACGGCGGCCUCCGUGGGUCCGGGGCUACUCGGACGCACCGACGCUGACCUUGAAGAGCAUCCACGACCAGGUGCUCUACGUGCUGAAGCUCUACGACAAGAUCGACCCCGAGAAGCUGACGGUGGAGGCGCACUUCAUGAAGGACCUGGGCCUGGACAGCCUGGACCAAGUGGAGAUCAUCAUGGCCAUGGAAGACGAGUUCGGGUUUGAAAUUCCAGAUGCGGCAGCAGAGAAGCUGAUGAGUCCUCAAGAUAUCAUGGAUUAUAUUGCCGAUGUGCAAGACGUGUACGAAUGAGCCUCUCAAGUGGAGUGAUCCUCUGCAAGCUAGAUACUCUCUUCCUGCCUUGCUCUCAGGUAUUCCCCGUUUUGUUGUUCCGAGAGCUGGACGAAGCGAUCGAGAUGGACACGCCUGGCAAGCCACCCCCUUUGCAGUUCGGAAUCAUGGUGGCUCUCAGAAGUUUUGUUUAUCAUAUUUAAAGUUGUAAAUGUUGGCCUUCAGAAUAAAUAUGAAAAAUUCUUA
Notechis scutatus (mainland tiger snake) is the source of this 697-nucleotide messenger RNA. NCBI's taxonomy places the organism in Eukaryota, Metazoa, Chordata, Lepidosauria, Squamata, Elapidae. The record is from RefSeq and is a predicted model, not a curated record.